Molecule: messenger RNA, 1724 nt
Organism: Boeremia exigua
Lineage: Eukaryota; Fungi; Ascomycota; Dothideomycetes; Pleosporales; Didymellaceae
Product: Aldehyde/histidinol dehydrogenase
Exons: 4
Coding region: 241-1701 (486 amino acids)
Molecular function (GO): succinate-semialdehyde dehydrogenase (NAD+) activity
Source: RefSeq, a predicted model, not a curated record
UUCCCCACGUCCCGAGGCCCCACUUUCUCUUUGUCAGCCCAUGAUCGUUUUGCACAAUCUGCUCCACUCCGCAUCCACAUCGCCACACAAGCCGUUCGACUCUGCCGAAUGAGCUCGUCUGCCGAUGCACGAUGCGGGAGAUGAAGCUUAACUCCCCGCUGGCAAGUGCAUGCAGCCUUGCGACUCGUUCUUUACAUAUCGCGUCCCUCCCACACAAACAGUCCUCACGAUUGUGUAGCCAUGUCGACAGAAACCUCUUACACCGUGCCCCUCCUCAUCAACGGUAAGGAGGUCACUACCACGACAACCUUCGCCGUCACCUCCCCUUCUUCGCACAGUCAGAUCUGGCAGUCGUCGUCUGCUUCGGUGGAGGAUGCCAAAAAUGCUACCUCCGCGGCACAGGCCGCGUUCCCAGCCUGGGCGAAGAUGAAGCCAGCCGCAAAGCGCGACAUCUUCAUGAAGGCUGCCGACAUCAUCGACUCCCGAGCAGGCGAGCUUGCUGGCUACAUGAAGACCGAGACCGGCGCGGCUGAGGCCUUCAGCAGCGGGUUCAACGUCCCCAAGUGCGCUGACAUGUUGCGUGAUGUUGCGGGCAGGCUGAGCACGAUCAUGGGGCACAUCCCCAGUUGCGAAGCCGAGGGCACAGCCGCAUUGAUUGUCAAGGAGCCGCUGGGCGUUGUACUUGCAAUUGCACCCUGGAAUGCCCCUUAUGUCCUUGGUAUGCGUUCGAUUCUGUAUCCUCUGGCAGCCGGCAACACCGUUGUGUUCAAGGGGUCAGAAUUCUGCCCCAGGACAUGGUGGGCCAUCGGCAAUGUCUUGACUGAGGCCGGUCUUCCUGCAGGCGUUGUCAACGUGCUCUUUCAUCGACCUGAGGAUGCUGCGAAGGUCACAUCUGCCUUGAUUGAGGAUCGCGCAAUCAAGAAGAUCAACUUCACAGGUUCCACGGCUGUUGGCCGCAUCAUUUCUUCCCAGGCUGGCAAGAAUCUCAAGCCAGUUCUCAUGGAGCUCGGCGGUAAGGCGAGUGCCAUUGUGUGUGCCGAUGCAGAUCUAAGCAAGGCUGCCACACAGUGUGCUCUUGGUGCGUUUUUGCAUUCUGGCCAGAUCUGCAUGAGCUCUGAAAGGGUGCUUGUGCACAAGAGCAUCAAGCCACAGUUCUUGGAGGCCUUUAAAGGUGCCGUGGAAGGUAUUUUCGGAGGUGACAAACCAGCGCCCGUGACGGUCAUGUCUGUCGCAGUCGAGAAGAACAAGAAGCUGAUCUCCGACGCCGUGAGCAAGGGCGCUACGGUGGUGCAUGGUGACCACGAGAAGGACGAGCCACACCCCGAGACCAAAGAGCCCUCCAGCACGAGAAUGCGUCCUGUCAUUGUCGAGGGCGUGAAGAAGGAGAUGGAUUUGUACUACACCGAGUCUUUCGGGCCUUCUGUCUCCCUCAUCGAAUUCGAAACCGAGGAGGAAGCCAUUGCGAUUGCCAAUGACACUGACUAUGGUCUCUCCGGUGCCGUCUUCACUGAGAGUCUCGGCCGUGGUCUGCGUAUUGCGAAGCAGAUCGAGACUGGUGCCGUACACAUCAAUUCCAUGACCGUCCACGACGAAUGGACGCUUCCACAUGGCGGAGCUAAGGCAAGUGGGUUUGGUCGCUUCAACGGCAACUGGGGGAUCGAAGAGUUCUUGAGGACGAAGACCAUCACCUAUCAGGAAUAGACGAAUGCGAUCCAGAUCUCCCA